Messenger RNA from Columba livia (rock pigeon), 3444 nucleotides. RefSeq names its product solute carrier family 11 member 1 (gene SLC11A1). Gene Ontology annotation, biological process: metal ion transport; response to lipopolysaccharide; intracellular iron ion homeostasis. The transcript is spliced from 21 exons. NCBI's taxonomy places the organism in Eukaryota, Metazoa, Chordata, Aves, Columbiformes, Columbidae. Gene Ontology annotation, cellular component: plasma membrane; phagocytic vesicle membrane. Gene Ontology annotation, molecular function: manganese ion transmembrane transporter activity; cadmium ion transmembrane transporter activity; metal cation:proton antiporter activity. The record is from RefSeq and is a predicted model, not a curated record. Bases 158 to 2914 code for a protein of 918 amino acids.
CCCUUUCCUGAGGAGCUGGUGCCCCUCUCGCGUGAAGUCCCGCUGCGGCGUCGUUGCCCCUUUAAGAGGCGGGGCCAGGCCGUUGCUACGGAAACCUCUGAGGCGUUGGGGGAGGCACCCGGAUCCGAACCGGGCAGCGGCAGCCCCCAGGUGAGACAUGGAGCCCCCCGCCGGGUGCCAGCAGGAGACACCAGUCCUGACAGCGGCAGCUGCGGAGUUCCUGAGCCUCAUCGGGCUGGAGGAGCUGGAGUGCUGCCUGUUCGCCGAGACGCUGCAGGUGGUGGCAGCGGGGGACCAGGCCGGGGGCCAGUGGUGGGCGGCAGUCCGGUGGGCACCUUACGAGCGGGCGGGAGAGCCAGCGCAGAGCUGCUUCCUGGUGCAGGCUGGCUCCCGCGGCAGGCAGGACGGUGUGCCCUGCUCCAGCACCCUCAAAGCCUAUGUGACCCCGCAGCUGGAGACCCUGGAGCAGGAGGAGCAGGAGCACCUGCAGCUUAGAGCACAUGCUGUAGAGAGGAGGACCCACAUAGUGAGCCACCAGCAUGGAAUGACUGUCACCAAGAUGCUCCAGGAGCAAGAGGGAGAGCCAAAGUGCCAGAGCUUCUCCUACAGCUGUGAUGAGGUGCGGGGGCUGCUACUGGAAGGCGCCAGCAUCCUGUUGCUGCGGGUGCUGGCAUGCCGGCAGGCAGUGCCCCCCAGCCUCACCUUCCCGGCCAUCGAUGCCGAGGGCCACCUCUGCACCUCCAGCUACCGUGCCCUGGGCAUCCAGCAGCAGGCAGUGGGCUCGACGGAGGUGAAGGUGUUUGUGAUCGAGAGAGCUGUGCACACCAGCUUGGGUAUCUCCACCAUCUGGCAGAGCAGCUUCCUCCCCAGUGGGCAUUUGGCCCGGCGGGUACAGGUUGGCUGCCCAAGGCUGUUGCUUCUGCAGGAUGAGUCUGUCCUUGGCGAGAUAGGUACUGGCAGGGGGAAGCUUGUGCCCACCAGCACGGGCAGCCCCUGCCCGCUGUCUGGCAGCACAGUGAGGAAUGCCCUGCCCUGCCUUUUUGCUGCCAGGUGGGGUCCAGCCCCAGCUCACCUUCCCCAAACAGCCCCUGGACUGGGAGGAGGACAUCCAGCUGUGCUCCUGGUUCCUGGACCAGAAGGCCUCUCUGGGUCCUUGAACCGGGGUCAAGCCCAGGAUUAUGGCACCAGUGGGAGCCCCGUGUCCCCGCAGCACCCUGGCAUCCGGGAUCAGACCUACCUGGACGAACUCAUCAGCAUCCCAAAGGGCAGUGGGCCUGGUUUCAGCUUUAGGAAACUCUGGGCUUUCACCGGUCCCGGUUUCCUCAUGAGCAUUGCCUACCUGGACCCGGGCAACGUGGAGUCAGAUCUGCAGUGCGGGGCAGUGGCGGGGUUCAAGCUGCUGUGGGUGCUGCUGUGGGCCACCGUCCUGGGGCUGCUGUGCCAGCGCCUGGCCAUCCGGCUGGGAGUGGUGACGGGCAAAGACCUGGGUGAGAUUUGCUACCUCUAUUACCCCAAGGUGCCCCGCGUGCUGCUCUGGCUUAUGAUUGAGAUCGCCAUCAUCGGCUCUGACAUGCAGGAGGUGAUUGGGACAGCCAUCGCCUUCAGCCUGCUCUCAGCUGGCCGCAUCCCCCUCUGGGGCGGGGUCCUCAUCACCAUUGUGGACACCCUCUUCUUCCUAUUCCUUGACAAGUAUGGGCUUCGCAAACUGGAGGCUUUCUUUGGCAUCCUCAUCACCAUCAUGGCCCUGACUUUUGGCUACGAGGUGAAGGGGAGAGAUGGAGACACCCCUUUCCCUGCACGGCACUGGCAGGGGACUCCCACAGGGUGCCCCCAUUGGCAUGGGGCUGCAGUGGGGGUGGGGGGCUGCCAGCUCACAGUGCCCUUUCACACUUGUUCCCAGUAUGUGCUGGUGAGGCCAGGGCAGGUGGAGGUGCUGAAGGGCAUUUUCCUGCCCUACUGCCCAGGCUGCGGGCGAGAGGAGCUGCUCCAGGCUGUGGGCAUUGUUGGUGCCAUCAUCAUGCCUCAUAAUAUCUUCCUCCACUCCUCCUUGGUCAAGACUCGGGCGAUUGACCGGUCCAAGAAGGAGGCAGUGCAGGAGGCCAACAUGUAUUUUCUGACUGAGUCCUGCCUGGCCCUCUUUGUCUCCUUCCUCAUCAAUCUCUUUGUCAUGGCUGUCUUUGGUGAGGCUUUCUACCGUCAGCGAAACGAAGACAUGCACAACAAAUGCAUCAACAGCAGUGUCAGCCACUACGCCAGCAUCUUCCCUGCCAACAACGAGACGGUGUCUGUGGAUAUCUACCAGGGGGGUGUCAUCCUUGGGUGCUAUUUCGGGGUGGUGGCGCUGUACAUCUGGGCCAUUGGGAUCCUGGCAGCAGGGCAGAGCUCCACGAUGACUGGGACCUACGCGGGACAGUUCGUCAUGGAGGGCUUCCUGCAGCUCCGCUGGUCCCGCUUCGCCCGGGUGCUCUUCACCCGCUCCUUCGCCAUCCUGCCCACUGUUUUUGUGGCUGCCUUCAAGGAUGUCAGCCACCUCACAGGCAUGAAUGACAUUCUCAACGUCCUUCAGAGCAUCCUGCUGCCCUUUGCCGUCCUGCCCGUCCUCACCUUCACCAGCCUGCGCCCACUCAUGCAGGACUUCACCAACGGCCUCCUAGGGAAGGUGCUGAUGACCCUCAUCACGGGGCUGGUCUGCGCCAUCAACGUCUACUUUGUGGUGGACUUCCUGCCCACGCUGCAAGGCCUGGGGUACUAUAUCCCUCUGGGUCUGCUGCUGGCUGUCUACGUGGCCUUCAUCGCCUACCUGAUCUGGACGUGCAGCAUCGCACACGGAGCCUGGUUCCUGGCCUGGAACCACCACAGCCGGUUCAGCUUCGGUGUCUCCCUCAACCCGCCAGCCCUGGCAGGGACCCGGUGAUAAACCCUGUCCCUCAUUACUGUCCCCCCGUCCUGCACCGCCCCCUGCACCGGCCACCUGCUUGAUGCCACGCGGAGCCCCAGGGGUGAUGUUGUGGCAAGAGAUACACUCAGCAAGGAAGGGGUUAACAGCUGGGCAGACCUUCCCCCGAGUUUUAGGAGACCCCCCCCAAGUUCGGGGAUGCUGGUCCAGGCUGGAUGCGGAGUGGGGGGACAGCGGGAGGUGCCGGCAGCCCUUGGCACAGAGGCCUCAAUGAAGAAGCCGCCCUGGAGAUUUCCCUUCCUCAUUAGCGCCGGGAACCGCCGGCCCCCGGGACGACUGAUUACCGCCCGGGACCGCUCAUCACCACCCGGGACCGCUAACUACGCCUUUCCUCCCGCCGUCCGGGGACAGCGGGACCAGCCCCAGCGCAGCCGGGGCGGCCAGCCCCGCUGCCCGGUACCGGGUCAGCCCCGGAUGGGACCAGCCGGAGCCCCACCAGGGACUCCUAAACUCGGGGGAAGCUGAUAAAUGGCGUGUUUGUAACCUGG